AUGCUUCUGCUGUCAGUGCUCAGCACGGUUCUAUUCGCCGGCAUCGCGGCCUCUCAAACCUAUCCCCCUGACGAGGUCGAUCAGCUGGUCAAGGCGUCACUUCCAAAGCUUCAAGAGUGGCUGGCGAAGAAUCCCCAAGGUAACUGUACUCUAGAGAAUGCAGUACGACGAAAGGAAUGGGGCGACCUAUCUAAGCAGGAAAGAAAGGAGUACACGGACGCGGUACUAUGCUUGCAGUCCAAGCCUGCCCUGACGUCCGCCGCGGCGCCGGGGGCAAAGAGCAGAUUUGACGAUUACGUUGUGGUCCACAUCCAGCAAACACCGAGGAACCACGGAUCUACUUUCUUCCUCCCGUGGCACAGAUACUACAUCUGGCACUACGAGAACGCCCUGCGGACCGAAUGUGGCUACAAGGGAUACCAACCGUACUGGAACUGGGGACGCUACGCCAAGGACCCCGUCAACUCACCGCUCUUCAACGGAGACGAGUACAGCAUGUCGGGCAACGGGCUCAAGGUUCAACACCCGGGCAUCAUGAUCCCCGGCGCGCCACGGCCGUACGACGUGAUCCCGCCUGCCGACGGCGGCGGCUGCGUGACAACGGGACCAUUUAAAAACAUGACCGUCAACAUCGGCCCCAUCGCCCCGGCUCUUCGCGACGUGAAGCGCAACCCGCGCGCGGACGGGCUGGGCUACAACCCGCGGUGUCUGCGGCGCGACAUCAACAAGAACUCGGCCGCGGUCACGACGGCCAACUACACGUACGACCUCGUCACACGCAACGACAACGUGUACUGGUUCCAGACCGUCAUGGAGGGCCAGUUCCCGCAGGGCAAGUGGGGCGUCCACGCCGGCGGGCACUACACGGUGGGCGGCGACCCGGCGGGGGACUUCUACGUAAGCCCCGGCGACCCGGUCUUUUGGCUGCACCACGCCCAGAUCGACCGCGUGUGGUGGAUCUGGCAACUGCAGGAUCUGGCCAGGCGGCUGCUGGACGUGAGCAUGACCAAGACCAUGAACAACUUCCCCCCGAGCGCGAACGGGACGCUGGAUGAUGUGAGCAACCUGGGGGUGCUGGCGGGGGACGUGAAGGUGAGGGAUCUGAUGAGUACCAUGGGCGGGAUGGGAGGCAAGUUUUGUUACAUCUAUGAAUAG
Chaetomium strumarium is the source of this 1155-nucleotide messenger RNA. RefSeq lists its product as uncharacterized. The record is from RefSeq and is a predicted model, not a curated record. The transcript is spliced from 4 exons. Bases 1 to 1155 code for a protein of 384 amino acids. Gene Ontology annotation, molecular function: oxidoreductase activity. NCBI's taxonomy places the organism in Eukaryota, Fungi, Ascomycota, Sordariomycetes, Sordariales, Chaetomiaceae.